GCAUCCUGUUCGCCGUCAGUUCGAGAGCCGAGAGCGCGAGCGCUUUUGUAGAGACUGUGUGUGUUAGGAAUCACGGAAUAAUAAACAGAGACGUUUAUUCGAGUCAAACCGUCAGGUAAAAUGGAGAGAAAGUUGUAAAAACAAUUGUAGUUGUGGUUUCUAGUGUAAUGUUUGUCAGAAAGUUAGGUAUGUAAAAAAGUUGUGUACUUUCUGUUGGAGUUAAUAUUGUUUGUGUAUUAUGGUCAGCUGAAGUUUACUUCAUGUGAUCUGUAUACACUGAGACACUGGACUGUAGUGGACAUGUCUAAAAGCAUCCAGAAGAGAAAGCACUGGAGCAGCAGAGUGAAUGAGAGCUCGCUGUGCAGGAGCAGUGACGGGGGCCUGAGCGUGGAGCUGCACGGUGGGGCUCAGAGCGGACAGUUCAGCUACAUCACCGCCGUGACGAAGGAUGUGGUGUAUCAGUACGGACAGAUAUAUGAAGGAGAGAUACUGCUGGAGGUUGAGGGUUUGCCCGUGUCGGGAUUGCCCCUGUACGACGUCCUGGCUCUGCUGGACAACACCAAAGACCCAGUGCGACUGAAAACAGUCCGACAAGGAAAUAAACUCAAUACGGAUCUGCGGCAGUACCUGAGUAUGCGCUUUCUGAAAUCCUCACCAGACCACGAUCUUCAGCAGACCAUCAGAAACAACCUCUAUCACUAUGCUGUACCUUGUACCACACGGCCACCUCGUGAGGGCGAGCUUCCAGGUGUGGAUUACAACUUCCUUUCAGUGCAGGAGUUCCUGGAGCUCGAGCAUUGUGGAACCCUUUUGGAAAUAGGAACGUACGAAGGUAACUAUUAUGGAACACCCAAGCCACCCAGCCAGCCUCGCUGUGGGACAGUGAUUACCCAGGAUGCUUUGCGACACACCCUUUUUGGCUCCUGGAAUUCCACGCCCAAGCGCACAAAGUCCUACAAUGAUAUCCAGCAUGCUCGAGUAGUGCCAGUUGAGCAGACAGAAGAUGCAGACUUCGACACAGACAUGAAUAACACUUUUACAGCACGUAGUCUCUUCCCCGCUCCACUGUUGUUUACAGGAGACUCCAGCCGGCAGGAAGUGCACGCCCCUUCCAGCGCGCUCAACAACGUGGCUGCGUCUCCCGCGGCUACCAUGGCGAGCUCCCAUCAUCCUCAGCAGCCCUUGGAGGAAGACCCGCUUGGGCCGUUGCCAGACAACUGGGAGAUGGCCUACACCGAGAACGGAGAGGUCUACUUCAUAGACCACAACACAAAGACAACCUCAUGGAUGGACCCUCGCUGUCAGGAUAAACAGCAGAAGCCUUUAGAAGAGUGUGAAGACGAUGAAGAAGGCGUGCACACAGAGGAGCCAGAAGUCGAUAGGAACUUGAUUGAAUUCGCAUGCCGUAAGCCAGGCUUACAGUGUAGGACGAGAGACAUCUCGACAUCUCACUUCUGCUUAUGCUGCAUGACUCGACCUCCAGAAUUACCUCCAGGUUGGGAGAAGAUAGAUGACCCAGUGUAUGGUGUAUAUUAUGUAGAUCACAUAAACAGAAGGACACAGUAUGAGGACCCGAUGUUGGAGGCUAGACUUAAAAAGCAGGUCGAUAUCCAGCAGCCACCAGAAGGUGAGCGCUACGUCAGAGAAUGGAUAGAGGAGCACUCGUCCGCUGGUGCUCCGAUCACCGCAUACAUUCCAAACCACUUGGAGACAUACCGAGAGCCUCAGAGCGGCCCACAGCUCCCGCCAGUCCCCGGAUGCAAACGAGGGAAGCCGUUCUUCACAAGAAACCCCGCAGAACUCAAGGGCACAUUUAUAAGCACCAAACUACUGAAAAGCAGGCGGGGAUUUGGCUUCACCGUGGUCGGAGGAGACGAGCCAGAUGAGUUCUUACAGAUCAAGAGUCUCAUAUUAGACGGACCAGCAGCCUUGGAUGGCAAGAUGGAGACAGGUGACGUCAUCGUCAGUGUUAAUGACACCAUCGUUCUUGGCUACACACACGCUCAAGUAGUCAAGAUCUUCCAGUCCAUCCCUAUCGGCUCAGCCGUGCAGUUGGAACUGUGCCGUGGGUACCCGCUGCCUUUCGACCCUGAUGACCCUAACACCAGCCUGGUGACUUCGGUGGCCAUUCUGGACAAAGAGCCUAUCAUCGUCAACGGCCAGGAAGCCUUUGAUCCGCCACCCUUGGGCCCAUGUCAGACAGGAAUGGGUACAGUGGGUACAGUGGGCAUGGAGCCACGCCCCUACAGCCCCACAGCAGAGGGGAUGAUGAUGCCAGAGAACUACGGUAGUGACGUUGUGACCCUUGCAUCGUCUAUCGCCACACAGCCUGAGCUGAUAACCGUGCACAUGGAGAAGGGUGACAAGGGCUUUGGCUUCACCAUUGCUGACUGUGGUGUCAUUGGCAGUGCCAUCGGGGGUGGCCAGAAGGUCAAGCAAAUUGUAGACUACCCACGCUGUCGUGGCCUGAAGGAGGGAGACAUUUUGGUAGAGGUGAACAAGAGGAACGUGCAGAACAUGAGUCACAACCAGGUGGUGGAGCUUCUCAGCAAGUGUCCUAAAGGCAGUGAGGUCACCAUGCUGGUACAGAGAGGGGUGGUCCAGGCCAAGAGGAGUCCAAAAGUGGUGCAGUUGGAAAGGAAGGACAGCCAGGGAAGCUCACAACAUAGCGUGUGCAGCCACCGGAGCACCCACACAGAUUCACCGGCCCGCGCCGUACCCGCCGUGCCCCCUGUGCCGAGUGAGACGCUGGCGGCUCCACCCCCAGUGCCCCCUCCUCCGACCCAGCCUCUCCCAAGCUUGCCACCAUUGGAGCCACCCACCAAUGGCACUCUUCAGAAGAAACCAGAUCCUUUCAAGAUCUGGGCGCAGUCCAGGAGCAUGUACGAGAGCCGAAUGCCAGAUUCUCAAGAACAAGACAUCUUCCUCUGGAGAAAAGACACUGGAUUCGGCUUCAGGAUCCUUGGCGGGAACGAACCUGGAGAACCGAUCUACAUUGGCCACAUAGUAAAGUAUGGUGCGGCGGAUGAGGAUGGACGCCUGCGCUCCGGGGAUGAGCUGAUAUGUGUGGACGGAACAGCUGUGGUGGGCAAAUCCCACCAGCUGGUGGUGCAGCUCAUGCAGCAGGCAGCUAAACAGGGCCACGUCAAUCUCACAGUCCGCCGCAAAACAAGCUACGGAGUGUGUAAGGGUGAGGGAGACGUGCCUCCUUCCCCCGCCUCGUCUCACCACAGCAGCACUCAGGCACCAUCUCUGACUGAGGAGAAGCGCACACCGCAGGGCAGCCAGAACUCCUUGAACACAGUCAGCUCAGGCUCGGGCUCCACCAGUGGCAUUGGCAGCGGUGGUGGAGGAGGGAGCGGCAGUGCUGUGGUCCCCGCCGUGGUGCCCGCAGUGCCCACUGCCCUACAGCCGUACGACGUAGAAAUCCAGAGGGGCGAGAAUGAAGGCUUCGGCUUCGUCAUUGUCUCAUCCGUGUCACGGCCUGAUGCCGGCACUACAUUUGCAGCUGGAAACGCAUGUGUGGCCAUGCCCCAUAAAAUAGGACGGAUCAUCGAGGCCAGUCCGGCGGACCGAUGUGGGAAACUAAAGGUGGGCGAUCGCAUCCUCGCUGUCAAUGGCUGCUCUAUUACCAACAAAUCCCACUCAGACAUUGUCAACCUGAUCAAAGAGGCUGGGAACACGGUCACACUGCGCAUAAUCCCAGGAGAUGAAUCUUCGAAUGCCGCCCUGCUAACCAACGCUGAGAAGAUUGCCACGAUCACCACUACACACACACCUCAAAGCAGCAGUGAGUCCAGAAACAACAAGUCAAAACAGGCUCCACCGCAACCUGGAACACAAAUGUCUCAUCAGGAUGCUGAGUAUUACUCUGUGGACCUUGAGAGAGACAAUAAAGGCUUUGGCUUCAGCCUGAGAGGAGGGAAGGAAUAUAACAUGGACUUAUAUGUGUUGAGACUUGCAGAAGAUGGAGCUGCGGUGAGAAACGGCAAGAUGAGGGUAGGAGAUGAGAUUUUGGAGAUUAAUGGAGAGAGCACCAAAAACAUGAAACAUUCUCGUGCCAUCGAGCUCAUCAAGAACGGCGGUCGUCGAGCGAGACUGGUCUUGAAGAGAGGUGAUGGCUCUGUGCCUGAGUAUGACGGGCCCAAUGACGGGUACCCUGCCCCACCCGGGCCACAAAAUAUUCCGGAAGUGAGAACGCAGCAGCCUAAUGGCCGCUUUCACCUCCCAUUGGAGAACAGCUACACAUCAGAACACCAAACAAACCCCUGGUCCCAGGAGCAGUGGCAGAGAGGUAGAGGGCGUGAACGAGAGAAGGAUCUGGGUAGGGAGGAGUACAGAGACCAAACCCAUCACCCCAAACACCCUCAGAACCACACCUGGAGCAACAAUCGUGCUAAUACCCGAGGUGCCCACUCGCCUUUGCAUUCCCCUUCACGUUCCCCUGAAAACAACAAGAAGAACUCUGGCCGGAAAGUAAAAAAAUCCGAGUCAGAAAGCGGCAUCGCUAAGCUCUUCAAGACGCUAAGGAAAGAGAGUGGCUUUGGGAAGAAGUCCACAGACCGGGAAGCUCGAGGCCGCCACCGUUCCCCAGAAAGAAGGAAAGGCACAAAAACACGCCGCGGCUCUUUGGAUCGCUCCCCAUCACGUAAAAAUGCCUCCUCUCCAGACCGGCUUAGGGCUAAAUCCAUGGACCGACGAGCAGAACGCUCCCAACGUGAUUAUUCUCCAGAACAAGUCUCUCGUGGUUCUAAUCACAUUCUCAACCGACAGAUCGGAACACCGGAAAGGCAUUUCCAGCCCCAGCAGAAAUGGCAGCCACAGACACCCAGCCGGAGCUACCAAGAAGAGGGCUACCUCACCUCCACUCCAGAGAGACCCAACAACAGCCUAAAGAAUGGGCUUUCUUCCUGCGAGCGGGAGGAGAGAUUUUGGAGCAACGGCACACCCCAGAGACACUACCGGAGGGAAUCAGACAGCAGCAGCAAUAGCAGUUACCUUGAAGAGGCGGCCGCUCCCAGGCUGAAGGAUUACUACAACACCAUGAAAGCAAACAGCACGAUCUCAAUUCCCCAGUCCAAGAGACGGCUUUACAAAGAGAACCAAGCCGACCUCAGCAUCUGAGCACGGGAAACUCAUAACCAUAAACACUCACACAGCUGGAUAGCUGAUAACAUCAUACUGCUUUUAAAAGACCCAAUGAGGUGACUGAUUGAUUGAAAGAAUGGUAAAUGGAGUGAUAGAUUCUUCGAUCGGUGAAUGGAUAAAUUGAUUAAUUGAUUGCACAGUCGACUUAUUUAUGUCUGCACAUUUUAUCCCAGGACUAGAAAAUUCUGCAGACCAGCCACAAACACAGCAACAGAACAAUCUUAUGUCUACUUUCUUCAUUUGGUUUGUUUGUUUGUUUGUUUUAAAUCUCUACAGUGUUGUGUUGAUCAGAAAGUGGGGUUUUGUGCAAAUUGGUAUCAGAUCGGUCAAGAGAGCAUGUUCUUCCUCCCCCUCUGUUUCUUUGGAACUUUCAUUCCAUAUUUUUAAGUAAUGUUUUAUUUUAUUUUUUUAAUGCUGUGUCUCCUAUAUAUUCAUCAUACCUGCAAUUUUAGCAGACCAGAGCACAAGGGUGUUUGUACAUUUUAUGGAUGAAUACAUGUGUUUACAUGUGCGUUAUCAGCUCAAGUGAAGGCAAAUUUUAAAAUAUAUAUAUAUAUAUAUAAUUAUAUAUAUAUACAAACUACGAUGCUACUGAAUUCUAAUGAAUUAAUAUAUUUAAUAUCUAUUUAUUUUAUUUUAUUUUUUUAAUUUGGCACAUAAAUGAAGUGAAUAAGGCUUUUUUUCCACCCUAAGUGAAAUUCUGUUGCUUGAUCUACUGUGUGUGAUUAUCUGACUGAAGGUCUUUCUCCAUUGCUGUGGACUGCUGCACAGUGCCAGACUGUUGCUCUACCCAUAAUUCCCUUUUGACCUGAACAAGCCAAAUUUCUAAUCCAUUACGUUAUUCAGAAAGUGUCAAACUGGCUGUCAUUCAUCAGCAACGGGUGAAGGAACAAUAUGAUUAGAUUGUGUCUAUCUUGAAGCCAGUCAAAUAAAUAAACAAAUAAAUAAAUAAAUCCUACACUGAACUUACAAGACAUGACCCUAGCAAAUACGGAAAUAAUUUUUUUGUUGGUUUUCAGGUCUUAGCAAAGAUAUCUCAGCAUCUAUACAGUAGAUGCUUUUCUCGGUUUGAAAUCAGAGAGCAAGCCUUGAAAUAACAAUCAUAAACCAUAGGGAAGUCUUGAACAAGGGCAGCCGUGCUACAGUCUGUCCACCUGAGCCAUUCCAUGUCUUCGCACUGGAGUAUGAUUAACGCUGAGCUAUGCGUGUCUGUAUGAAUGCAUUUUUUUGUGCCUGUGUAUAUAAACAUUUCAGAUUUGACAAGCCAACAUGAAGUCUCUAAACAUGACGACAGAAAACACAGCAAGUUGCAUUGCUGCCAUCUUCAUAGUACUGUAAGGAACCACUAACCUGUCAGCCACUGUCGUGUGUACAGACGUUUACUACUGUAUGUAAGUAAUAGCAACCUGUGGAAAAGAUGAGAUCGUUGCCUUUUUCUUGUACAAAAGAGAAUUUAUGAGAGCCCUCCAUCUUGAGGAACACGAUAUGGUAUGUUUAUACUCCUCAUGCAGAGGCAAUGAGUUAUAGAUAGUAUGUGUAAUUUAUACUCUAAAUCAGGCAUGUUUCCAAAAUCCAGAGACGAUUGACCGACGAUCUGUUUUUUUUUCCAGGGUGGGAAAAGAUUUGGGGUUGAUCAGGCGUUAUUUGAGAAUGAGAUGGGGCUGACUAUCUCUUGUGAUGCAUAGCCUGCCUUUUUAUUGUAUAGCACUUGUAUACUGUCUGUGGUCUCUCUGCAAUGUUCUCUGGACUUCGAUGCUUUUUCCGUGUAAAUGAAAGCAGUACAUGUAUAUGGGCCAAUCUUUUUUAUGAAACACUAUGCAUAUAUAGAUACUACAUUGUCCAUAGCUUUAUUUGACUCAUGAAGCUAUACAUAAUGUUAGUCUAAGUACAAGUAGAUGUUGAACUAUCCAGUAAAGCUUUUUUUUUUCUUUCCUCCUUCAAAUGGAUCGCAAUGUAUAUGUAGCUAUCAAAAAGAAGUCUGUGAAUGCUAUUUUUAUUAUCAAAUAAAGUUUUCCAUACAAAUUCAUAAAAA
Tachysurus fulvidraco (yellow catfish) is the source of this 7180-nucleotide messenger RNA. It is a transcript of the gene magi1a, whose product is annotated as membrane associated guanylate kinase, WW and PDZ domain containing 1a. Gene Ontology annotation, molecular function: protein binding. The coding region runs from base 301 to 5124 and encodes 1607 amino acids. Gene Ontology annotation, cellular component: cytoplasm. The record is from RefSeq and is a predicted model, not a curated record. The transcript has 24 exons. Gene Ontology annotation, biological process: signal transduction. NCBI's taxonomy places the organism in Eukaryota, Metazoa, Chordata, Actinopteri, Siluriformes, Bagridae.